GAGUGUGACAAUUGUUGUUUUGAAGGCGCUCAGUGGUGAGUGACUUAGCAUCGAGCCAGCUGCAAACUACCCGUAAUUUAUAUAACUGAACAGGUACAGGAUGCUACGUUUGCGUUGCAAAGCCAAGAACGGGACCCAUCUGAUGCAGGGCCUUACACACCAAUCUUGUGUUCAGGAGCUUAAAGAUAAGAUCGAGGAGCUGACAGGAAUACCGUGUGAUGUACAGAAGAUCAUGGUGGGUUAUCCACCAUCCAGCCUAGAUCUACGCAAUGGUGAAGCCCACCUAAAAGACUACCCUAUAAAAUCAGGAGACACGCUGAUUGUUGAGGAGGAGAAGAACAAACCUAAACCCCAAACGCAAACUGCUGUGUCCAAAGGGCCCAGUCUUGACCUGUCCCCGGUUCUGGAGCGCCACGUCGUCCCUGCCGACAACUCUUGUCUGUUUACCAGUGUGAACUACGUUAUGGAAGGAGGUGUUUACGACCCAGCCUGUGUGCCUGAAAUGCGCGGGCUCAUUGCACAAAUUGUAGCUAGUGACCCCACCGCGUACUCCGAGGCAGUAUUGGGCAAGACUAAUGAGGACUAUUGCACCUGGAUCCGUCGUGAUGACACGUGGGGAGGCGCCAUUGAGGUUUCAAUCCUCUCUAAGUUCUUCCAGUGUGAGAUCUGCGUCGUUGACACUCAGACUGUCCGAGUCGACCGCUUCGGCGAGGAUGCGGGUUACACCAAACGAGUGCUGCUUAUUUAUGAUGGUAUUCACUAUGACCCACUCCAGAAGGUGGUGCCAAAUUCAGAUGUCCCCGCACAAACGGUUUUCUCCACUACCGAUGAUGUAAUCUUGGCCCAAGCGUUGGAGCUCGCGGAUGAGGCGCGGAGGAAGCGUCAGUAUACGGACGUCAACCGCUUCACUCUGCGCUGCAUGGUGUGCCAAACUGGCCUGGUGGGGCAGAAGGAAGCAAGGGAGCAUGCCAAGGAGACCGGCCACACCAACUUUGGGGAGGUGUGAUGCUCUUCGCUCUGUUUUCGAACCCCCGCCCCCACCUUUACCACUGCCACAACACCUGACAUGGUACCCGCUCUUUCACUGCUGCCUGUUCCAGCUUGGUACAGUCCUCUACCUCACAUCGUCUAGCGGCUUCAGAAGACUUUCACUUGUCGAGUUCUCAGAUUGUUCAGUAUUCUUUUAACUUUGCUUUACUCUUGAGGUUGAAGUAUUAAGUGUGCUUGUGUUUUUAGGCUGUUAGCCAGAAAUCCAGAAGCCGUAUCUUCAAACCAAAUUUUAAAGGGAUUCUCCACUGACUACCUGUUUGGUAUAAAGAUUACGAUACUAGUAUUAGGGUGAAUUUUGCAAAACACAUCCAGGUCAUAUAACAAACUGAAUAUAUACAGAGAGGGGGAUGCCUAUUUUUCAUCAUCAUGACAAUAAGGCUAAUUUCUACCCCAAAUGUAAUAUAUAUUAUGAAGUAUUUUUACAUUUCAUUAUUAAUGGUAGGUUGCUUAGGAUAUAUGCUUAUUAAUUUAAUUAUAGUCAUUUUAACUGUAAAAUUAGUUACUGUGUUUUAACAAUUUAGGAUGAAAAUAAUAAUUAUAAAAUCGUAAUGUUCUUAAAAUCCUUUUGCUUAAGCUAAACAUAACACAUUUUUAUUUGAGUUCCGCUGUUAAAUGUGACCUACAUGGUUUCGUGAGAUUCACCCAUAACCUCAUGUAAACACUUUUCUGUUGCCUGCAGCUCAAAGAUGUAUGAGUGACAAUGCUAGCUAAACCUUUGGUAGUACUGAACAAAUAAUUUAACCUUUAAUAUGGAAUACUAAUUGUUCAUAAUUUUAAACAAAUUAAUCAUCAAUGUACAUUUUUUUCACACAUAAAGAGCUUCUGUGGAUGUGGCCAGAGUAGUAUUGAACAAACAAAAAACGGUGGAGCACUGCUUAGACAUGCCUUUCAUUAACUCUAAUUUAACCAUGGCAUUACUGUAUUUAUUAUAUUAUCUGUCUUUUUAAGGUCAUACGCACAGCUUCUGAACGAUCGAUGGCACUACAUGAAGUCUUAAAUUCACUGGCUCCAUUCUAUCUGUUACUUGAAAUACUCACAUAGAUCAAGUGUCGACUCUGAAUACUCUACUCAAUGCAGUUUUUACGCAUUUUCAGUAAGCUAGUUAACAAGAAAGUGUGUAUUUUAAGCUGAAGUGGAUGACAAUGGUGCUGAUUGUAGAAUCUCACUGAACUACUUUGUGAAUCUAGAUUUUGUUUUUCUUUGAAGGGCACUUGUGUAAUCUCUGCAAAUGACCACACAAGAUUGUUUUAUGCAAAAUGUGUUUAUUCUCUCUCAAGUGACCAUUGUUAGGAAGAGUGAUUGUAGUUUUGACAUUUGAAGAGAUGACAAACUUUUUUUGCGUACAGGGCUGAUAUAUGAGGUUUAGUGUAGCAAAGUAUCAUAGUAUUAGAGUGUGGAUGAAAUUUAGAGAGAACACAUCUUGCAAGGCCUGAUUUAUGAUGAUGAUGAGGUACAUUCUCAGUAUUUUUCAGUCAGGUAAUAUCCACACUGUUGUUUACUUGUUUGCAGCUUUUUUAUUUUGAACAAAUGGUGCCAUUGUAAGUCCAAAGGACUUUUUUGUUGUUAUUUUGCAGUGAUUUUUCUAAAUGGCCGUGAUCAGUGUUUUUGUCUAUACUAAGAGAACUUUGAGUGAGAAACUGCAUGGACAGCACUCUUUGCUACAAAAUCACUGGUUAUACUGGGUAAUGAUAAAUAAACUUGAAUUGAGAUA
Molecule: messenger RNA, 2761 nt
Organism: Carassius auratus (goldfish)
Lineage: Eukaryota; Metazoa; Chordata; Actinopteri; Cypriniformes; Cyprinidae
Product: ubiquitin thioesterase OTU1
Exons: 3
Coding region: 101-1006 (301 amino acids)
Biological process (GO): protein deubiquitination; endoplasmic reticulum unfolded protein response; ERAD pathway
Cellular component (GO): cytosol; nucleus
Molecular function (GO): cysteine-type deubiquitinase activity; protein binding
Source: RefSeq, a predicted model, not a curated record